Messenger RNA from Clonostachys rhizophaga, 1428 nucleotides. The record is from the annotation of a GenBank genome assembly. NCBI's taxonomy places the organism in Eukaryota, Fungi, Ascomycota, Sordariomycetes, Hypocreales, Bionectriaceae.
AUGCCAGAGCUCAAAGGGUAUCGUUGUGGUUGUGUCAGCUUUAGUCAGAACAAGUCCGUUCCUGGCGUGAUAUGCGAGUGCGGCCAUUUCGCAUGCUUCCACCUGAACUCUGCAAACUCCCUGUCGCCAGGAAAACACCACGACGAUGUUGAAUUAUUGAGGCAGCGAGUGCAGGCCCUGGAGCAGCAACUAUUAUCAGCGACCGACGGCCAGGAGAGGUUGGACCAGACCAUCCACCGCCUGAGCCAGAUGGAGGAAGCUGUCGAGAGAAACCAGGAAGAAAUACGGACCGAUUUCAAAUCAUCGUACAAGCACAUGUCGGCAGCAUGGAGUCUGGUGGAGCAACUGCAGAAGAGACUGUCCACGUUUGAAGAGAAACAGAACCUUCAGACGGUGCAGAUGGAGAGGGCAGGGAAAGAGCUGGAUGACUUGCGGAACCGCAACCUGGAACUCUUGGAGACCGACGAGAUGCUGGAGGAGCGGAUCGAGCAGCUUGAGCAGCCGACUUCAUCACGUCAACCCACAGGUGAGCGUCGAUCAGCCAGCCCCGAAGCAGACAUCCCUGCACCAAAACACUCCCCCAGCCCAUCCCAGCAACACCACUCAACAACCGAUAAGCUUAAAUGCGACACCUCCAGUCAACCACCUAUCCAUCCAGUCCACCUAGACCUGACUGAGGCGCCAAUACCUACCGCCAUUAUACCCUCGGGGGUAUGGACGAUGCAUGUCUCUGUGCUCCCGUCGAGGGACCAGCCCUUCCCCUUCGAGAAGGACACUGCAGCAUACAAAAGAUGUCUCUCCCGUGGGCUCCAACGUGUUGUACCCGUGCAGGGUUACAGCGCGGAGGCCAUCACGUCGGCGAUCUCCAAAUUCUUUCACCCAAUCUUACAAAGCAAUGCAUGGGAGCCUCUGGAAGCCAAAGUGUGCGACGCCAGGAGGCUCGAAGGGCUCCCGAUGCUACGGCCGCUCGAGCCUGAGAUCAACAGAACGACCUACGAUAUAGGUCUCAUCAUGGGGCGCUGCGCCGUCCGAGAUGGCUCCGGGCGGAUUCAAUCCAUGUACGUAGCGCUGAAGAGAGGGAAACUCUCGUGGAAUACGAUCAGAGAUUUCCCCGUCUACAUGGAAGGUCUGGAGUCGAGCUGGGCGUUUGACAGAUUCCUCGAUCAAGACGGGGAUGGCGACGGAGACGUGGAUGGGGAGAGUGCCGACGUGCGCCCACGACGCUCAUCCAUGCCACUAAUAACAAACCCGACGCCUCCGGUGUCACUGAAGCGCAGCUCAGCAGAGAUGGAGUUGGGAGGGGUGGUGGGCAACGGCUCGGUUGAUGGCGAGAGCGAGGCACCGAGGGCCAAGGUCGCACGAACAUGCAUCCCCGACGCACUGGAUUUCAAGGCAAGGUUUGAGAGCGACCUUGUGAGUCGCUAUUAA